Armigeres subalbatus is the source of this 1867-nucleotide messenger RNA. RefSeq names its product AP-1 complex subunit sigma-2 (gene AP-1sigma). Gene Ontology annotation, cellular component: membrane coat; AP-1 adaptor complex; intracellular membrane-bounded organelle. The record is from RefSeq and is a predicted model, not a curated record. The transcript is spliced from 5 exons. NCBI's taxonomy places the organism in Eukaryota, Metazoa, Arthropoda, Insecta, Diptera, Culicidae. Gene Ontology annotation, molecular function: clathrin-cargo adaptor activity. Gene Ontology annotation, biological process: intracellular protein transport; vesicle-mediated transport. Bases 153 to 605 code for a protein of 150 amino acids.
CAUGAUGACAGAACAAAACACGAAACGCUCGAUGACACACGAGACUGACUGACAAAAAAAAUUAAAGAUUAUUGUUCAGGAUUCUUCCGCUUAGGUGUUUUCUUGAAAUUAAACGUAUUUUAGUGCAGAUUUCCAUUUGAAAAAGUACCAAAAUGAUGCAAUUUAUGUUGCUAUUUAGCCGACAGGGCAAACUACGGCUGCAGAAGUGGUACGUCGCCCACCCGGACAAGGUAAAGAAGAAGAUUACCCGCGAGCUGAUCACCACGAUUCUGUCCCGGAAGCCGAAGAUGUGCUCGUUCCUCGAGUGGAAAGACUGCAAGAUCGUUUAUAAGAGAUAUGCCAGUUUAUAUUUCUGCUGCGCUAUCGAGCAAAACGAUAACGAGUUGUUGACUUUGGAGAUCAUUCACAGAUAUGUUGAGCUGCUGGAUAAGUACUUUGGAAGUGUAUGCGAGCUGGAUAUAAUUUUCAACUUCGAGAAGGCAUACUUCAUCCUGGACGAGCUGCUGGUGGGUGGCGAGAUUCAGGAAACGUCCAAAAAGAACGUCCUCAAGGCCAUCGCGGCGCAGGACGUCCUCCAAGAGGACCUAAACGAAACCCUCAACUGAUAGUUACUGACAUUAUUCCCCACAUAGAUCUGAAAUUGCUUAAGGCGAGUUUUACAAUCCCUGUCUCUAUUGUUUCUCUCUUUCUUCGCGAUUUAUUUGAAUCUGAUAACGAUCAUGACACGACGAGAGCAGAGGGAGCCGGAUUCCUAGAGAAUAAUGCAAAAAAAAUGUCGAACAUUACUUAGAUUUAGGCAAUGACCGCUGCUAGCCCGCUGAACGUGUGCGUUGUUCCUUUUAUUCCGGUAAAUGUGUAGUCAAGUUACGUUCAUAAGUUCUGUUCAACUGUUACGUAUUUCGGCGGUAGAUCAUAGGAAAAGGUUGUAAAGUUACCAUUUAUUGGAUGCUGUAAAUAUACUGCCCCCUGAUUUGAAAACAAAAACCGGUGUCUCGUUGUUGGUUCUUGUGGCGGUCCGAGGGGUUUUUGUUUGCAAUAUUUGCUCCGAUAUUGCACACGCGCCGCUUCCUGUAACGACGACGUCAAGGUGCGCUAGCGGGGGUUGAUGGUCGCUUGCAAAAGUAUACGCAAAUGGAGGUAUGGUCACUUUUCGUUUUCAUUCUAUUUGGACUUGUUUAAAAUUUUGCUUUUUCCUAAACUUUUGCCAACUAAAAUAGCCCGUAUCGUAGUGAAAUUGGAACGCUUGUUGAAUUUCUUUGUUUCAGGUUUUAGAUGAGGAAGAUUAUUUUUGGAUUUACUAACACAAAGAAACACACAAACACAUACAAUCACCAACUUAAGGCGCGUGUUGAUUGUUUUUUCCCCCAAAUUUCCGCCUUCUGCUCUAUUGUUCUAAUGAUUGAUUGAUGUCACAAUGGCCGAAACGAGUGGAAAGUGUGGAAAGAGUGGAAAUCCGCGCUAGGUUUGUACAGUUUUCAGCGGAAGAAAAUGCAACAGUCUAACAAUAAUUUUUGUUUUUUUUUGUUAUUUUAUUAGUUUAUUAGUUUUGCCUUUUUUCAGUUUUGCAUUCUUUUCAAUUUAUUUUGUUUCUACUGACAACAUAUUAAUAAACACAUUUUGAACAUGACGAACUUUUCUCUUGUUUGAAUAAUAAUCAAUUUUUGAUAGGCUUAGUUAGUCUUAAGCGAAAUAUUAUGUUCAUCGUUUGAAAGAAUCAACGUAAAAAUCAAACUGCAUUUGUGCCUAAAAAAAUUAUAGUGGAGUUGCAUUUCCUAGGAUUAGUUAAGAGAAUUCAUCAGAAUAAAUAAUAUAAUAGUCCAUAUUAGAAUAAAGAAAUACACCUCAGCAACACUGAUACACAGUAAUA